AUGCAACGUUUUGUUGACGACGUCCUCGCUGUUACUAAAGAGUCGGUGAAGACGUUUACUUACGAGUCCUUGAACAAUAUUGUGAGGUUGAUCAAUGGUGUUUCCGCUCUUCUGUUGACACUGCUUCCUGGGAAAGCUACUAUACUUGAAGGUAUUCAGGGUUGGGAGCUAAGGCCAACUUUUCGUGGACCACGGUUCCCACGUUGGAUGGAAAAUGGUGUGUCCUCUUUCAACCAGUUUAUUCAUGAGCUUUCUGUGGAUUCUGAUGUAUCGAGCCUGGAAUACUCAUCUGGAGAAGAAGACCGUGAUGGGUAUGAAGAAUAUCCUGAAUCUCCCUCAUCUCAAAGUUCUAGAGUCUCGAGGGCUAGUUUUACUGAUUAUGAUAGGGAACAGGUGGAUUGGAUUCAGUAUAUCUUACUUUGGAUUUUGGUUCCUAUAAAGCUUUUGCUGGGGAUUCCAUUUCGUCUUUUCCAAUUAGCUUGUUCCGGGUGGUCAAAACCAUUGUCUAUCUCUGGAAGUCAACACCCUACACAAUCACAUUCACAUAAUCGAGUGCAAAGCCUCAAGGACCAAAUUAUCCAUCGUACUACUGAUAGGAGACGUGGGGUCAUAGAGGAUCUCCAUUUGGCCAUGGAGAUAUUUAUAGAAGCUGUGUUUGAUGUUGUUCACAAGGCAGCACAUCUUCUUCUUUCCCCAUCAGAAGCUUUGGGAACAUUAUUCAGGUUGUUUUCAUCUCAUGAAAGAGGUGUUGUUGAGGAUAACGAUGUUUUUGAGGAUGCCUCCAUCUCUACAGCUACACUUGGAGAGAAUGACCCAACACCUACGGCGAGGAAUACCAAUUUUCGUCAGUCUUUGAACACGGAUGCCAGGACAUGUCAAGAUGUCAUAACAGAGCUUGGGUAUCCAUAUGAAGCUAUUCAUGUGAUCACUACCGAUGGAUAUGUUCUUCUUUUGGAAAGAAUACCUAGGCGAGAUGCACGUAAAGCUGUUUAUCUUCAGCAUGGAGUUUUGGAUUCGUCCAUGGGAUGGGUAUCUAAUGGUGUUGUCGGAUCUCCAGCUUUUGCAGCCUAUGAUCAAGGGUAUGAUGUAUUUCUGGGAAACUUUCGUGGUUUGGUUUCUAGGGAACAUGUCAACAAGAACAUCUCCUCACGUGAAUACUGGCAGUACUCCAUUAAUGAACAUGGAACUGAGGAUAUUCCUACUAUGAUAGAGAAAAUCCAUCAAGUAAAAACUGCUGAGCUGAGGCUUAGUAAUCCUAAUAUUGAGGAGGAACUUAAUGAUGAUCAGCUUUACAAGCUUGGUGCAAUUUGUCAUAGUUUGGGAGGAGCUGCUAUGUUGAUGUACAUUAUUACGCGGAGGAUAGAAGCGAAACCCCAUAGACUUUCAAGAUUGAUUUUGCUAUCACCUGCUGGUUUUCACCAUGACUCUAACCUAGUUUUUUCUGUGGUGGAGCAUGUAGUAUUUUUUAUGGCUCCUAUUUUAUCUCGUGUGUUCCCAGCCUUCUAUAUCCCAACCAGAUUUUUCCGUAUGCUUGUUAACAAGUUAGCUCGGGACCUGCAAAACCUACCUGCAGUUGGAGGAUUGGUUCAAACUUUAGUAGGUUAUGUUGUUGGUGGAGACAGCUCAAAUUGGGUUGGAGUUCUAGGAUUACCACAUUACAACAUGAAUGACAUGCCAGGAGUAUCUUUUGGUGUUGCUUUCCAUCUUGCACAGAUAAAGCGUACUAGAAGAUUUAGAAUGUUUGAUUAUGGGAGUGUAUCUGUUAAUAUGGAAGUGUAUGGUUCCCCUGAGCCUUUGGACUUGGGUGAACACUACGGGCUUAUCAACAUUCCUGUUGAUCUAGUUGCAGGUCAGAAAGACACAGUGAUACGAUCUUCAAUGGUAAAGAGACACUAUAAAUUGAUGAAGGAUGCUGGCGUGGAUGUGUCAUAUAAUGAGUUCGAAUAUGCUCACUUGGACUUUACCUUCUCCCACCAUGAAGAACUUUUGUCAUAUGUUAUGUCACGUUUGCUGCUUGUGGAGCCCAAUUCAAAGCAUCAAGCAAAUCAAAGAGCUGUAAGAUCGAGGAAGAAAGGACAGGUUUCAGUGAGUUGGUAGACUACGAGAUAAUCUAUACCGUAUCAUUUCCUUCUGGUGUAUUUUUGCUGCGUGUCAUACACUGCCGGAUGGAGCUGUACAUACCUGUCUGAUUACAUAACUGCUCUAAACAUGCGCCAUCUCUUUCUUCAAAUCUGCUGUCCGUCUUUUCCUUUUGGAAAAAAAAAAAAAGAGUUCAAAUGUUGGAAUACAUUGUAAAAUAGUGUUAACUCCGAUAGAGAGGAAAACAAGGCCGUCAGAGAAAAUAGUUUUGUUGUUGUGUGUAAGUAGUAAAUCAAUAGACCUUUGUGGAAAUUAGUGGUGAUUUCCUGAGGUUCACAAAUUGGGGAG
This is a messenger RNA of Abrus precatorius (Indian licorice), 2427 nucleotides long. Its product is annotated as lipase 1-like. The coding region runs from base 1 to 2097 and encodes 698 amino acids. Gene Ontology annotation, biological process: lipid metabolic process. The transcript has 9 exons. Lineage: Eukaryota; Viridiplantae; Streptophyta; Magnoliopsida; Fabales; Fabaceae. The record is from RefSeq and is a predicted model, not a curated record.